UUUGCGAACACACCUAGAUGAGCGGUUUUUCAUGGAACGGAUCUGGCUCGAGGAGCGUCUAGACCGCAACCAGACCAACAUGAGCCACAGGCUUAGCCAGAAAAUGGCUCUUUUAAAAGCUGAGUGGAGAAAAGAGGAAAGAAUGAGGAGAGAGCAGGAGGAAAAGACAAGGCCUGAUGGCAAUGUGGAUGAUCUAAAAGACAUCCUUGAGAAAGUAAAGCAGAUGGAGGAGAGGAUGAUGAAAAAGGAGGAAACAUUGGAUCAGAAGUUGCUGGAGGUCAGUGAGACUUUGAAGCAACAGAAAGAAGGGUACAAUCUCCUACAGGAAGAAUUUGAAAAGAUUAAGAUGGAAAGAGAGGAAAUGUCAGCAAGAAAGUUGGAGAUUGACAGAGAGAAUGAGAGUCUGAGAGAGCAACAGGAGAAAUUGGUGGCUGAGGAAAAAAAUCAACUCAUGAAAGUCAUUCAACAAAAAGAAGAACUUGUCCAUCAGUGGGAAAAGUUUACUUUGGAGAGACAGAAACUUGAAGAGAUAAAAUGUGAAAGAGAACAGAAACGGAAGGACAUGGAAACUAGGAUUAUGGAAGCUGUAAAGAAUGAAGAGCUAGCAAAGCAGCGAGCAAAAGCUCUAGAAAUAGAAAAAAACAUGGAGAUUGAGCGUAUGAAAAUUGAGAUGGAAAAAGAGGUCAUCAAGAAAGAAAAAGAGACAGAGCAAGAAUUGCAAGCUCUAAGACGGACUCUGGCCGAACUGGAAAUGAAAGAGCAGAAGAAGAAAAUCCCAAGAGAGGAGAAAGAGAGAAAGAGAGAGAUGGAGGAGGAAUGGAGGACUAUUGAGGAGGAGAAAAAGAUAAUGGGAGAGGAGUGGAAUGCCACUGAAAAUGAGAAAAUAAAACUUAUGAAGCAACAGAAAGCUGUUGAGAAAAAGGUAGAAAGACCCAAGAAGGACAUUGCAUGUCAAGACAAUGAGAAAAGACCAAAGAAAAUACCAAAAGAGAAUUCAGCUGAAGAAAAAACAAAGCUGGAUGAACACAUGGGUAAAGACGACCAAAUGACAUCCCAGGCAUUAAUGGAAACAGAGAUGGCAUUUGAAAAUAAAUGGUGGGAGAAAAAAGAGAAUGAGGUGGCAGAAUGGCAGGCUGCAGAAAAGAAAAUGACAAAGGAUCAAAAAAGAGCAGAGGUGGGCACUGCCCCUGAACUGAUGGAGUCGGAAAGCAAAAAGAUGGAGAAAAGCAUUACCGACCAGAAAAAAAGAGAGGAGAAACUUGUUAAAGAGAGACUUGAUACAAAAAUUGAGAUGGACAGUGAAGAGGACCUGUUUAAAACUAAAAAUGAUACAGCUCCUCUCCUGACUUGCGAUUCUCUCAAACCUUGCAAGCCUCUUCUCACUCCUCUCCCAACUUGGAAACCUCUCCCCACUUGCAAGCCUCUUCUCACUCCUGUCCCAACUUGCAAACCUCUUCCCACUUGCAAACCUCUCCCGACUUGCAAGCCUCUUCUCAUUCCUCUCCCGACUUGGAAAUUUCUCCCAGCUAGCAAACGUCUCCCAACUUGCAAACCUCUCCACACUUGCAAACCUCUUCCGAUGUCUGCGAAGAUUGAACAAGGACCAGCGCUUUGCAUUCAGAACAAAGCUGAUACAGAUCAGCACAGAUUUAACUUUUGGAAAAACAACCUGAAACAAGCCGACAUCAAACCGACUGAAACAAAGGUUGUAGCCCAAAAUGUUCUCAUCACACCAAAGAGAACAAAAGAGGUAGAUCCUCGAGAUGAGUUUGAGAGAGGGCUCGAUGCUCUACUGAACUCUAAAAUGGAGAAAGACGGUGAGAAGGACCUGAUUAAAACCAAAAGAGAGCCAGUUCCUUUCCCCACUUGCAAUCCUGAUGGUGAAGAGGACCUGUUUAAAACCAAAAAAGAGACAGUUCCUCUCCCGACUUGCAAACCUCUCCCAGAAUGCACACAGACUGAACAAAGAUCAGGACGUCGCAUCCCGAAAAAAACUGGUACAGAUCAGCUCAUGUUUAACUUUGGUAAAAACAACCUGAAACAAGCCGACAUCAAACCUACUGAAGCAAAGGUUGAAGCCCAGAUGGCAUUUGAAAAUAAAUGGUGGGGGAAAAAAGAGAAUGAGGUGGCAGAAUGGCAGGCUGCAGAAAAGAAAAUGACAAAGGAUCAAAAAACAGCAGAGGUGGGCACUGCCCCUGCACUGAUGGAGUCGGAAAGCAAAAAGAUGGAGAAAAGCAUUACAGACCAGAAAAAGAGAGAGGAGAAGCUUGUUAGAGAGAGACUUGAUACAAACUUUGAGAUGGACAGUGAAGAGGACCUGUUUAAAACUAAAAAAGAGACAGCUCCUCUCCUGACUUGUGAUUCUCUCAAGCCUUGCAAGCCUCUUCUCACUCCUCUCCCUACGUGCAAACCUCUCCCCGCUUGCAAACUUCUCCCAACAUGCAAACCUCUUCCCACCUGCAAACCUCUCCCCACUUGCAAACCUCUUCUGACUUCUGCAAAGAUUGAACAAGGACCAGCGCUUUGCAUUCAGAACAAAGCUGAUACAGAUCAGCACAGAUUUAACUUUGGGAAAAACAAUCUGAAACAAGCCGACAUCAAACCAACUGAAGCAAAGGUUGUAGCCCAAAAUGUUCUCAUCACACCAAAGAGAACAAAAGAGGUAGAUCCUCGAGAUGAGUUUGACAGAGGGCUCGAUGCUCUACUGGACUCUGAAAUGGAGAAAGACGGUGAGAAGGACCUGAUUAAAACCAAAAACGAGACAGUUCCUCUCCUGACUUGCAAUCCUGAUGGUGACGAGGACCUGUUUAAAACCAAAAAAGAGACAGUUCCUCUCCCGACUUGCAAACCUCUCCCAGAAUACACAAAGACUGAACAAAGAUCUGGACGUCGCAUCCUGAAAAAAGCUGGUACAGAUCAGCUCAUGUUUAACUUUGGGAAAAACAACCUGAAACAAGCCGACAUCAAACCUACUGAAACAAAGGUUGUAGCCCAAAGUGUUCUCAUCACACCAAAGAGAACAAAAGAGGUAGAUCCUCGAGAUGAGUUUGAGAGAGGGCUCGAUGCUCUACUGAACUCUAAAAUGGAGAAAGACGGUGAGAAGGACCUGAUUAAAACCAAAGGAGAGCCAGUUCCUUUCCCCACUUGCAAUCCUGAUGGUGAAGAGGACCUGUUUAAAACCAAAAAAGAGACAGUUCCUCUCCCGACUUGCAAACCUCUCCCAGAAUGCACACAGACUGAACAAAGAUCAGGACGUCGCAUCCCGAAAAAAACUGGUACAGAUCAGCUCAUGUUUAACUUUGGUAAAAACAACCUGAAACAAGCCGACAUCAAACCUACUGAAGCAAAGGUUGAAGCCCAGAUGGCAUUUGAAAAUAAAUGGUGGGGGAAAAAAGAGAAUGAGGUGGCAGAAUGGCAGGCUGCAGAAAAGAAAAUGACAAAGGAUCAAAAAACAGCAGAGGUGGGCACUGCCCCUGCACUGAUGGAGUCGGAAAGCAAAAAGAUGGAGAAAAGCAUUACAGACCAGAAAAAGAGAGAGGAGAAGCUUGUUAGAGAGAGACUUGAUACAAACUUUGAGAUGGACAGUGAAGAGGACCUGUUUAAAACUAAAAAAGAGACAGCUCCUCUCCUGACUUGUGAUUCUCUCAAGCCUUGCAAGCCUCUUCUCACUCCUCUCCCUACAUGCAAACCUCUCCCCGCUUGCAAACUUCUCCCAACAUGCAAACCUCUUCCCACUUGCAAACCUCUCCCCACUUGCAAACCUCUUCUGACUUCUGCAAAGAUUGAACAAGGACCAGCGCUUUGCAUUCAGAACAAAGCUGAUACAGAUCAGCACAGAUUUAACUUUGGGAAAAACAAUCUGAAACAAGCCGACAUCAAACCAACUGAAGCAAAGGUUGUAGCCCAAAAUGUUCUCAUCAAAUCAAAAAGAACAAAAGAGGUAGAUCCUCGAGAUGACUUUGACCGAGAGCUUGAUGCUCUACUGGACUCUCUUUAGACUCUAAUAUCAUUUUCUCCCUUUUUCACCUAAAUCUGCUCAUUCUUAGUUCCGUUCCCACAUUCACUUCUUGCUGACCAAAAAGAGUCUCCGACAGCAUAUCAAGAUGCUGAUUAGACAGCAUGAUUAUUGCACAGGUGUGCCUUAGGCUGGCCACAAUGAAAGGCCACUAUA
Messenger RNA from Trichomycterus rosablanca, 4171 nucleotides. RefSeq lists its product as uncharacterized. The transcript has 2 exons. Lineage: Eukaryota; Metazoa; Chordata; Actinopteri; Siluriformes; Trichomycteridae. The record is from RefSeq and is a predicted model, not a curated record. The coding region runs from base 32 to 3997 and encodes 1321 amino acids.